Paraphaeosphaeria sporulosa is the source of this 2729-nucleotide messenger RNA. RefSeq lists its product as uncharacterized. The coding region runs from base 105 to 2447 and encodes 780 amino acids. The record is from RefSeq and is a predicted model, not a curated record. Lineage: Eukaryota; Fungi; Ascomycota; Dothideomycetes; Pleosporales; Didymosphaeriaceae. Gene Ontology annotation, cellular component: nuclear origin of replication recognition complex; nucleus. Gene Ontology annotation, molecular function: DNA replication origin binding. Gene Ontology annotation, biological process: DNA replication initiation; DNA replication. The transcript is spliced from 2 exons.
CGAGCAGCGUGCACCGCCAGCAACAAUGGCGACUUUCUCUUGUGCUGCUAUGCUCCAAUAGCGACCAAAACCACGUCCCCGCAUCGGCUUCACUGCGACUCACCAUGGACGGCUCUUCCCGAGCUUCGAAAAGGAGGAAGCUCGACACGCCCACCCGCAACGCGUCCAGCCCGCUCGCGAAGCCUUCUACGGUCCGGAAAUCUGCACGAUCAGUUGCGCCAACGACAUACAAAGCGGACGGCUCGCCCAAGGAACAAGAAGCGCCUCCGAAAGCGCCCAAAUCCUCCAAGAAAAAGGCCAAUGGAGCCGCACGCCAGCCGCCAGUGGUCGAGGACGCCGACGUAUGGGACGAUAUAGAGGGCGCACUAGGCGAGAGUCGGACGAAGCGAGCGCCCCCAGCGCCGUCGUCUACGAAGAAACGCGUGACGAGAAAGACGGUCGUGCCAGAUACUGGGAACGAAACCACCAGCACCGACGAGCUGCAGAAGGCAACACCGAGCACGCGCAGAGCAAAGAAGGCCACUAAUGGGAACCGCGAGGAUCUGCCCGAAGAAGUCGCAACGCCCUCCCGACGCGUAUCCAAGCGGGCCGCACCAGCCAAAUCGAACGACACGCCGAACGACCACAUCGAUCCCAAACCAGGCUCGCUCCGGAAACCACGAAGCACUGCGCGAGCACAACGAAAACUACAAUUCGAAGAUGCCAUGCUCGUGGAAACACCUUCUUCCCGGCUCAAACGGCAGCCGCGCUUUCGAGACGACGACAUGAUACCGGAGACGGAUGAUGAGCCUGUAGGGAACGGGGCAACUGCAGCCACACCAGCAAAAGCGAAGCAGAGAAUGCGUCAGGCUGACAAGGACAAUGAUCAGAGCGCGCAUAUACCAGGCACUGCCCAAGAUCAGGUCGAUGCCGACGUUCAGGACGAGGAUGACGACGCGAUGAGUGUCGAUGGCAACAGUGCGUUGGGAAGUGUGCUCGACCCGACAGAGCCGAGUCCUUUCAAUAAGCCUUCUUCCGCCCAGAAAGAAAUCGUCCACCAAGAAAAGCUAGACAUUCCUCUUCUUUCCAGCACCGUAGAACCAGGACGCGAGCUCGAUCUUCUCAAGACCAUCGUGUUGGACCGCAUAACUGGGAAACGGCCCGUGCCCCUGGUCGGGCUCGACGCUGCCUAUAAGUCUGUCCAUCAGCUCAUUGAGCACACGGUCACAGCUGGCGAAGGUAACUCGAUGCUCCUCAUCGGCGCACGCGGCAGUGGAAAGACAGCACUUGUGAACAGGGCGUUGUCGGAAGUUUCCAAGGACAACAGCCAGCUCUACCACGUCAUUCGUCUAAAUGGCUUCAUACACACAGACGACAAGAUUGCUGUGCGUGACAUUUGGCGCCAGCUCGGCAAAGAGAUGAUGCUUGCGGAAGAGAAUGGAGGCGUAGGCAAAAGCUAUGCCGAUGCUCUACAAACCUUGCUUGCUUUGCUGCAACAUCCUUCCGAGAGGAUAGGCGAGUGGACGGAAGAAACUUCCACGUCAGUCAUCUUCGUCAUGGAUGAGUUCGACUUGUUCGCUCAACAUCCGCGACAGACGCUUCUCUACAACCUCUUCGACAUUGCCCAAUCACGCAAAGCGCCAAUCGCCGUGUUGGGCCUCACUACGAACCUAGAGGUGGUUAAUUUCCUAGAAAAACGUGUCAAGAGCCGCUUCAGCCAGCGCUACGUGCAUAUCCCCUUGGCGAAGACCUUUACGGCCUUCCAAGAAAUGUGCAAAGCCAACCUGCUCGUCCAGCCAGACCUUCUCACUGUAGAAGAACGCAGCAUCCUUGAAUCCGCACCCAAGAAGAAGACAAGCAAGCAAGCAAAGACCAGCACACCCGAGAACGCCCUCUCACAAUGGAACUCUUCCAUCAACACCCUCUUUGCCUCAAAAUCCUUCCUAACAACCCACCUCGCCCGCCUCUACUACCGCUCCAAAUCCAUCCCGGCGACCCUAACCUCCUUCCUCCUCCCCACCGCCUCCCUCACGACCGCCCUCCCCCUCCCCUCCCUCGCCCUCAGCCACCCCCCCGACAACAAACUCGCUCUCGUCCGCCACCUCUCCACCCUCGCCCUCUCUCUCCUCAUCGCCGCGUGUCGCCUAGACAUCAUCCACGACAGUGACACGUGCAACUUCCACAUGGCGUACGACGAGUACGUGACGCUGGCAAGCAAGGCGCGGAUCCAGAGUGCCGCGGGGGGCAACAGUGCAAGCGGGGGCGUGAGUAAGGUCUGGGGGAAAGAUGUGGCGAGGCGGGAGUGGGAGGGGCUGCUGGAGUUGGAAUUGAUCCUGCCGGUUGUGGGUGGGCUGACAGGGGGUUUCGGGAUGGUCAAGUGCGAUGUCAGUCUUGAGGAGGUAGGAGGCGUGAUUGUGGGGGUGAAGGAGGUGGACAAGGGGUUGGAGCGGUGGUGUCGGCAGAUUUGAGCUGUUGGAUUGCGCUUCGGAAAGGACGCCAUCCGGUUGAAGCUCAAAUAUCGAGUAUCGUACUUCACACGCGUUAGCCACGAAGACCAACGCUGGCAUGCCAUCGCGCAGCCACGAACACUAUGAAAUGCAUAAAAGCGCCGUCAUUCCUUUUGCAAAGUUAUCAUACAAAAACGCCAUCCGCUCCCCGCCCCUUCACUAUACUAUAGCUUGCUCCCACCGCCCAGCAACUCCGCUCCCGCCCCGGAAAUGCACAGCUUCCCCGUCUCCUUGACCUUCGUC